CCUGUACCAGAUGCAGGUCUUAUCAGUGGAAGAGGCCAAUAUAAUUGUUCUGCGGCUUUGCCUGGAUCGAAGUGUGAUCCUAAUAAUAUGCCAGCGAUUUAUACCGUGCAGAAAGGUAAAAAAUAUCGAUUUCGUAUAAUUAAUAUGAGUGCCUAUGCUUUUUUCUGGUUUUCGAUCGAUCAACAUAUGUUACAAAUCAUUGAAGUUGAUGGAGUUACUACAAAAGCAUCAAAUGUUAGUGUUUUACCAAUUCAUAUUGGACAACGCUUCUCUGUUAUCGUUGAGGCAUCUCAAAAAGUUGGCAAUUAUUGGAUACGUUCGGACGUACCAGAAGAUUGUGUACCGAGUCCACCUGAUACAAUAAAUCACAACUCGCCAUUUGACAAUAAUAGGAAUAUAACAGGAAUCUUACAAUAUGAAGGUGCACCUAAUGAUACACUUCCAACAUCCACAAAGGUCAAUGAUGAUUGGUCUAGAAAUCUAUAUCCAUGCCGUGAUAUUGAUGUUAAUUUAAUAAAACCAUACGAAGAAGUAGCACCGCCUCUAAAAAUUACAGAUCAAAUUAAUGUUACUGUAACGCUUCAUCCUGACGAGCAUAAUACCACCAAAGCUUAUAUUAAUAAUCAAUCUUGGAUUCCUGAUAUAACAAAUCCUUCAAUUAUGCAAAUUAUGAGCGAAAAUAUUAGUGCAACGCAAUUUCCUAUUAAUGCUAAUGCAUAUAUGUAUGAUACUGAGGGUGGUGCUGUGGAAAUUGUUCUAUUCAGUAAUUGUCAUCAAAAUCUUGCUGAACAUCCAUUCCACUUGCAUGGACAUAAUUUCUUUAUUAUAGGAAUAAGUGCUAAUGAGACAAUGCCUGUUACUAGUAAAUAUAACUUGGUCGAUCCACCUCUUCGUGUUAUCCCUGGUAAUGGAUGGGCUGUAAUCCGUUAUAUUAUCAAUAAUCCUGGUGUUUGGGCUUUUCAUUGUCAUAUAGAGUGGCACGUUGAACUGGGGAUGGUAUUUCAAUUGAUCGAACAGCAAGAAAAACUCAAGCAACUCAAACUACCAGAUUCUGUUGCAGGAUUAUGUGCACCAGGUUAUCAAAAUGCUACAAAACCAAUAAAAAGAAAAACUAGGAAGAGUAUAGAAUUUACUAAAAAACGUCACGCUA
This is a messenger RNA of Racocetra persica, 1150 nucleotides long. Lineage: Eukaryota; Fungi; Glomeromycota; Glomeromycetes; Diversisporales; Gigasporaceae. The record is from the annotation of a GenBank genome assembly.